Molecule: messenger RNA, 1133 nt
Organism: Serinus canaria (Common canary)
Lineage: Eukaryota; Metazoa; Chordata; Aves; Passeriformes; Fringillidae
Product: transmembrane protein 116-like
Exons: 12
Coding region: 1-1077 (358 amino acids)
Biological process (GO): adenylate cyclase-activating G protein-coupled receptor signaling pathway
Cellular component (GO): plasma membrane
Molecular function (GO): G protein-coupled receptor activity
Source: RefSeq, a predicted model, not a curated record
AUGGCCAAAGCACAGGAGCAGCCCCCGGCUCUCUCGGAUAUCCAGGUCCUGGUGCUGACGGGCGUCACCCUCCCGGCCGCGCUGCUCAGCCUCCUGGGCAGCGGAUCCGUUCUCGCUGUCACCUCCUGGCAGGGGCGCUGCUGCCACAUCCAGCUGCGCCCCCUGUUCCUCCUGGCCCUGGCAGAUUUCCUGGGUGCCACCGCACUGCUGGGCACGGGAACCAUCCCGCUGCUGCCCGCCCCGCUCUCCGUGCCCGCCUACGCCGCCUGUCCCUACGGGCGGAUGCUGACCACGACCUCCUACGCCGUCUCGUUCCUCAUGGUCGUUGUUUACGCCUACGAGUCGCACCGCACCGUCCUGGGGGGGCGAGCCCGGCCCCCGGCAGCGCUGCAGGAGCGGAGCCGCUGCCUGGAGAGCGCCUGGCAGGGAAUUCCCUACGUGCUGGCCUGGCUGGUGCCCGCGCUGACGCUCCUGGCGCAGCUGCUCGCCCGCGGCACCUCCGCCGCCGACAUCGCGCCCGCGGUGCCCUGGGCCGGCUCCAACGACACCUUCAGCCUUUACUGCUCCAGCUGCCUCCUUCUGAUCCACCCGAACCAGGACAUCUGCUCCCAGUCCGGCGGGGGCAAGAACGCGGGGCUGGAGGAGAAAAUCAUCUUCCUGCUGUACCUGCUGCUGGUGCUCGGCUGCUGCUCGCUCCUGUACCGGCGGGUGCGGCUCCGCUGCCGGGGGAACGCGGCGCUGCCGCUGCUCAGCCUGGACCGGGACGGCGGCUUCGGGGGCAGGAGCGGCCGCAGCGUCAGCAAAGCCUCGCUGUACUUCCAGCUGGUUUUCCUGCUCUGCUGGACGCCAGCCUUCCUCCUCACCAUCCUCUCCUUCACCAGCAUCAGCCCUGCCUCGCUCUUUGUGCUCUACGUGUCCACAGCCCUGAGUGUGUCCCUGCAGGGCUUCCUGCACAGUCUGGUCUACGGCUGGAUGAGGGAGAACUUCCGACGGGAGGUGCUGGCCCGGAGCCUCUCCCUGCAGAGCCCCGAAGGGGUCAAGGCUUUCUACGACAACUCCCUGGGGGCUGCUUCCUGAGGUCCCACCUCAUCCCAGUCCCUGGGGGCUGUUCCCUGAGCCCCCACCUCAUCCCA